ACUGUAUGCGAAUUGGGACACAGCCGAACUCUCUUGUUCGCCGUAAAACGUAAAACUGCCGUCUGUGAUCGUGUCCUGUCGCAAAAUGCGUUGAAAACUCUCACACGACGUUCAUAAUGUGAUUAAGGUGUUUACAUGUCACUACUACACGUCCAUAAUGCGACUAAAACAGGAGUACUCCACCUGUCUUAAUUAGAUUAUUGCUUACUUAGAUUAUGACCUUAAUUAGAUUAAGAUGGGAGUAAAAUCCACAGGACAAUCAGAAUGAAAAGAUGGCGACCAUACUGCUACCAGUGGGUUCGGAUGGCUUGCACCCAUUCACUCUCGAGUCCCUUUUGGGCAUUGAGCACAGGAUUGCAGAAGAGCAGGCCAAGAACUCCAAGGAUUCCCCAGAGUCCUGUGCGAAAGCAGAGCAUCCCAAAGCCCAAGCAGACCUGGAAGCUGGGAAGGUGCUUCCUCGAAUCUUUGGUGAUAUUCCUGCAGGUCUGGUAGGAGUCCCACUGGAAGACAUUGACCCUUUUUACUUCAACAAUCAAAAGACCUUUAUUGUGCUAAAUAAAGGGAAAGCCAUCUUCCGCUUCAAUGCCACGUCGGCCCUGUACAUAUUUAGCCCGUUUCACAUCAUCAGAAGAAUCGCCAUAAGGAUACUUGUCCAUUCAUUGUUUAGUUUGUUCAUUAUGUGCACAAUUUUGACCAACUGUUUCUUUAUGGCCAUGUCGGACCCUGCGCAAUGGACCAAGUAUCUGGAAUAUACAUUCACUGGCAUUUAUACGUUUGAGUCGUUCAUUAAGAUCUUGGCAAGAGGAUUCUGUAUUGGACCUUUCACGUUCCUCAGAGACCCAUGGAACUGGUUGGACUUCAGUGUCAUUGUUAUGGCAUAUGUGACAGAGUUUGUGGAUCUUGGCAAUGUCUCAGCAUUACGAACAUUCAGAGUCCUGCGAGCCCUAAAAACCAUAUCCGUCAUCCCAGGUCUGAAGACCAUUGUGGGAGCUCUGAUCCAGUCGGUAAGGAAGCUAGCAGACGUGAUGAUCCUGACUGUCUUCUGCCUUAGUGUCUUUGCUCUGAUUGGUCUCCAGCUCUUCAUGGGUGUCCUACGGCAGAAAUGUGUUCGCAGCACCGCUCACUGUGUAAACUCCACAUACCCAGGAAAUGGAAGCUUUUUCUGUAACAACAAGACCUGGCACUCCAUAAAGGACUUCAUUAGCAGUGAAGAAAACUUCUACAAAAUCGAAGGAGCCAAGGACGCCUUAAUAUGUGGAUAUAGCAGUGAUUCUGGAAAGUGCCCUGAUGGGUUUGAGUGUUUGAAGAUGGGGAGAAACCCAAACUAUGGCUACACGAGUUUUGACAGUUUUGGCUGGGCCUUCCUAGCGCUCUUUAGACUAAUGACACAAGACUACUGGGAAAACCUCUACCACCAGACUCUACGUUCAGCUGGUAAGACCUACAUGAUCUUUUUCGUGCUGGUGAUCUUCCUGGGCUCGUUCUAUCUGGUAAACCUGAUUCUGGCUGUAGUGGCCAUGGCAUAUGAGGAACAGAACCAGGCCACCAUUGCUGAGGCCUGGCAAAAAGAGAGAGAGUUCCAGCUGGCCAUGGAGCAGCUUCGCAGAGACCCGAUGGCAUUAGGAAAGCGAAGCAAGGAAGCCGAACUGCGUCCAUUUCAAGAGAUGUCUCCAUCACCAUUUAGUUGCACUGAGUCCAGAGAGCAUAGAUCCAGAUCCUACAGAACCGUGUCAGAGGAAGCAGAAGAUGAUCCUCCUGAUGAGAAGUUUGUGCACUCACUCCUAGCCACACUCUCCUCCCAUCCUUUGAGCACACGGAGGAGCAGCAAUAGCAGUGUGUUCACUUUCCAUCUGCGCAAAAACUCUGAGGCUGAUGAUCAAGCCAGUGUCCUCUAUGAGGGACGGAGUCGGGCAGGAUCCACAGUGAUGCCAUGGCACAAGCGCCGCACAAGCAGCAUUAGGAGCCACUGUUCCCAAGCUGUUAAACCCAGCUUUGCCAUCAAUGGCCGGCUUGAACUUUUGCCGGACCAGAAUACAAUUGGUGGUAUCAGCCCACACACGCCUACCUUGUUUCCUGCACACAGCAUGGAAAAGGUCAAAGAGGAGCUGGCAUGUUUAGAAGACCAUGCUUAUGAAGUCAGCAAAUCCAUGCAGCAAGGGAAGAUAGAAGUUCUGUCUCCCUGCAUGAAGCGAGAACUCAGCUCAGUCAGUUUCUUCAGUGAUGCAUUGGAUGAAUUUGAAGAGACACAUCAGAAGUGUCCUCCUUGCUGGUACGUGUUUGCUAAAAAGUAUCUGAUAUGGACGUGCUCUCCAGCAUGGCUUGGUCUGAAGGAGUUAGUAAAGGUCAUGGUGAUGGAUCCUUUCCUGGACCUGGCCAUCACUAUCUGCAUUGUGCUCAACACGCUCUUUAUGGCUCUGGAGCAUUACCCCAUGACUGAGGAAUUUAAUGGCAUGCUGAGUGUGGGGAACCUGGUGUUCACUGGGAUUUUCACAGCUGAGAUGGCAAUGAAGCUCAUUGCACUGGACCCAUACUACUAUUUCCAGCAAGGCUGGAACAUCUUUGAUGGGAUUAUUGUUUGCUUGAGUUUGAUGGAACUUGGUCUGUCCAAUGUUGAGGGAUUAUCAGUGCUCCGUUCAUUCAGACUGCUGAGAGUCUUCAAACUGGCCAAGUCAUGGCCAACACUCAAUACCCUGAUAAAAAUCAUCGGCAACUCUGUGGGUGCCCUGGGCAAUUUGACCCUCGUCCUGGCCAUCAUCGUCUUCAUCUUUGCUGUGGUUGGCAUGCAGCUGUUUGGGAAGAACUACCAGGACUGCGUGUGUAAGAUUAGCACGGACUGCACUCUGCCACGCUGGCACAUGAAGGACUUCUUCCACUCGUUUCUGAUUGUGUUCCGUGUGCUGUGCGGUGAAUGGAUCGAGACGAUGUGGGACUGCAUGGAGGUGGCUGGCCAGCCACUGUGCAUCCUCGUCUUCAUGCUGGUUAUGGUCAUUGGAAACCUGGUGGUUCUGAACCUCUUCCUGGCUCUGUUGCUGAGCUCCUUCAGCUCUGAUAACCUGUCUGCUCCAGAGGAGGAUGGUGAGAUGAACAACCUACAAAUAGCCAUUGCACGCAUAUAUUCUGGCCUCAGCUGGAUCCUGGGAGUCAUCAAGGAUUUCUUCAACGGCAACCUGGCCACACACUGGCACACGAAUAAGCAAGCCCAGGCAACCGUGAAGGGUCACGGCACCAACCAUGUUGAAUGUAAUGGGACUGUUGGGAGAAUCAGCAGUUAUGCAGCGAAACAUGUCACUUCAGAAAGGGAGGACAGCUACAUGACCAAUCCCAGCUUGAACAUAUGUGUUCCGAUAGCACCUGGAGAAUCGGACAUGGAGUUUCCUGAGGAAGAGGAAGAUGGCACAGAGACAUCAGAAGAUGAAAUAAACAAUCCAGAAGUGAUCAGCCUGUCAGAAGGAAGUACUGUGGAUCUGAGGAAUCCAGAAGGAGAAGAUGAGGACAUCCAGCUAGCUGGUGACACCAUGGAGCCAGAAGAGUGUCUCCCUGAGUUCUGUAUGCGUCGCUGUGAAUGGUGCGACAUCAACACGAACCAGGGUCUAGGCCUGGUCUGGUGGAGGCUGAGGAAGACCUGCUACCAAAUUGUGGAGCACAGCUGGUUUGAAACCUUCAUCAUCUUUAUGAUCCUCCUCAGCAGCGGAGCUCUGGCGUUUGAAGACAUAUAUAUUGAACAGAAGAAGGUGGUGAAAGUGGUGCUAGAAUACGCGGACAAGGUCUUUACCUACGUCUUUGUGCUGGAGAUGCUUCUGAAAUGGAUUGCAUAUGGUUUUAAGAAGUACUUCACAAACUACUGGUGCUGGCUAGAUUUUCUGAUAGUGGAUGUAUCGCUAAUUAGCUUGGUGGCUAAUUCUCUGGGCUACUCAGACUUUGGAGCUAUUAAAUCCCUGCGGACCCUGAGAGCCCUUAGACCACUAAGGGCCCUGUCCAGAUUUGAAGGAAUGCGGGUGGUGGUGAAUGCACUAAUUGGUGCCAUCCCCUCCAUCAUGAACGUGCUGCUGGUAUGUCUGAUCUUCUGGCUUAUCUUCAGCAUCAUGGGUGUCAAUCUCUUUGCUGGGAAAUUUGGAAAGUGUGUCAACAGGACAGGCUACAUCCAUAACGCCUCAAUUGUGAACAAUAAAUCAGAUUGCCUGGCCAUGAACAACACUCAGUUCUACUGGACCAGGGUGAAGGUUAACUUCGACAAUGUAGGGUUGGGAUACCUCUCACUUUUACAAGUCGCAACUUUCAAAGGCUGGAUGGAGAUCAUGUAUGCAGCAGUGGAUUCACGUGGGGUAGAAGAGCAGCCCAUUCAGGAGAUUAACCUGUACAUGUACCUUUACUUUGUCAUCUUCAUCAUCUUCGGCUCAUUCUUCACUCUAAAUUUAUUUAUUGGUGUAAUUAUCGACAACUUCAAUCAGCAGAAGAGAAAGAUAGGUGGACAUGACAUCUUUAUGACUGAAGAACAGAAAAAGUAUUAUAAUGCGAUGAAAAAGCUGGGAUCAAAAAAGCCACAGAAGCCCAUACCAAGGCCAACGAAUAUUCUGCAAGGUUUCUUCUUUGAUUUGGUCUCCAAACAAGCAUUUGACAUCACAAUCAUGAUGCUGAUCAUCUUGAACAUGAUCACCAUGAUGCUAGAGACGGACGAGCAGUCUCCUCGCAUGGAGUCCAUUCUCAACAACAUCAACCUGGCUUUCAUCGUCAUCUUUUCCACGGAAUGCCUCAUUAAGAUCUUUGCUCUCCGCUGCUACUUCUUCACCAUCAGCUGGAACAUCUUCGACUUUGUAGUGGUCAUCCUUUCUAUUGUUGGAAUUGUCCUGGCCGAUAUCAUCGAGAAAUACUUUGUGUCUCCAACCUUAUUUCGGGUGAUCAGGCUUGCCAGAAUCGGACGGGUCCUCAGGCUCAUACGAGCAGCCAAAGGAAUAAGGACGUUACUCUUUGCCUUAAUGAUGUCACUGCCAGCCCUCUUUAACAUUGGCCUUCUGCUGUUCCUUGUCAUGUUUAUUUAUGCCGUUUUUGGGAUGGCCAACUUUGCCUAUGUGAAGAAGCAUGGUGGGAUCGAUGACAUGUUUAACUUUGAAACCUUUGGAAACAGUAUUAUAUGCCUGUUCCAGAUCACCACCUCUGCUGGCUGGGACAACUUGCUGGAUCCUAUUCUAAGCAACUCGCCAGAGGAAUGUAACCCACACAUCGUCAACACAGGUACUAAUACAAAGGGCAAUUGUGGAAACCCCUCAAUGGGAAUUACCUUUUUUGUUAGCUACAUCAUCAUCUCCUUCCUCAUUGUUGUUAACAUGUACAUUGCCAUCAUCUUGGAGAACUUCAGUGUAGCCACAGAGGAGAGCACCGAGCCUCUUAGUGAGGAUGACUUUGAGAUGUUCUACGAGGUAUGGGAGAAGUUUGAUGUGGAAGCAACGCAUUUCAUUGAGUACUCGAAGCUUUCCAGUUUUGCAGAUACACUUUCAGAGCCCCUGCGAAUUGCCAAACCCAACAAGCUCAAGCUGAUUUCAAUGGAUCUACCCAUGGUGAGUGGAGACAAGAUCCACUGCCUGGACAUCCUUUUCGCCUUCACCAAACGUGUACUGGGUGAGUCGGGUGAGAUGGAUGCCCUCAAGCAGCAGAUGGAGGAGAAGUUUAUGAUAUCCAAUCCAUCCAAGACCUCCUAUGAACCCAUUACCACCACUCUCCGGCGCAAGCAGGAGGAGGUCUCGGCCACCAUGAUCCAGCGGGCAUACAGGAGACACCUUGUCAGGCAGCAGAUAAAGAACGUUUCUUAUCUGUACCAACAAAUAAACCAAGAGGCAUCAGUGGACGUGGCGCAUGUGCAAGAAAAACAGGGCCUCAUUGCACAUUUGAUUAAGGAGCAUUAUGACAAUGAGGAGGAGCUGGUUGAGGGGUCUCAGCACUCCUCCCCUCCUUCCUAUGAGGCUGUCACCAUGUCUCCAACUGGAUCAUUCCAGGUGCUGAUGCCUGCCUCCAGGAACCUUGUAGAUUGUGAUUCUUGUAACACUGAAGAAACCUGUCUGUAAGUACUACUUAUUAUAUCAGGAAGAUCAGAGUGUAAAGCGCAUGGUAUGCUGGGACAUGCAAAGGCAUAUAGACAGACCUACAGUGGGCUCUUCAGCACAUGGAUACAUUUGCUGAUUCAUAUGAUGCUCAAACCAUGUACAAGCCAUACUGUAUUACAGAGUUAUUGUUACUUCACUACUGACAGCCAGAAAGUCAGUGAGGUGGAUAUCCUCAAGCAGCAGACAGAGGAGUUCCUGGCUAAUCCCUACUAUGUUAGAAGUACAUUUUGUUGAAUGGUAGAUCGUUAGGAAUAGGUUUGAUGAUCACUGGACAAAGCACAUUCACUAUAUCAGUGAAUUGAUGAAGACUAAGGCCAGAAAAUAUUCAUUAUAUACGCAAUGGCUUUUUGGUAGAUAGUAUUUACCUUGCAGUAAGGUAAAUACUAUCUACCGCACGUGAAUAUGUGUUGUCGAAUUGACAGUAUUGAUCAAGGUUUGACAUUUUUCCACUAUUUUUUAGCAAUGAUCUCAAAUAUUUUUCUACCAAGGAUUAAACAUACAGUAUACUAUGUAUGUCCCAACACUACAGAAUGUAAGUAGUUAUAAUUUUACUUGAAAUCUAUGGGAUAAGGUUGUGAAGAUGAAACAUGAUUACUGAUGUUUACUGAUGUAAAUAGAAUUAACGCCAUGGAGAAUGCGGUGUUGAAAGGCACAGUGGAUAUAAAAAAAAUCCACACAUCCCUGUUAAAAUGACAAGUUUUUGUGAUGUAAAAAAAAAAAAUGUAACUAAGAUAAAUCAUGUCAGAUCCUUUUCUACUUUUAUUCUGAAAUUUUUUACCUAUUAAUUGAAGUCUAAAACAAUAAGAAACAUUUUGUACAAAUAUACCAUAAACUGAUUGCAUAAGUGUGCGCACCCCUAAACUAAUACUUAGUUGAAGCACCUUUAGAUUUUAUCACAGCAUUCAAUCUUUUUGGGUAAAGAGUCAAUCAGUCUGGCACAUCUUGACUUAGCAAUAUUUUGGCAACUGUCAAAUUAGCUGGCUCUCUCCUGUGCACAGCCCUCUUCAAGUCGCCCCACAGAUUUUUGAUUGGAUUUAGGUCUGGACUCUAACUGGGCCAUUCCAAAACCUUGAACUUGUUUUGGUGAAGCUAUUCCUUUGUUGAUCUGGUUUGCUUUGGGUUGUCAUCAUGCUGAAUGGUGAAAUUCUUCUUCAUCUUAAGGUUUUGUGCCAAAAUUGACUGGUAUUUUGAGCUCUUUUGGUGUUCUUUUGGUGAUGUGCUGUGUUUAUCUUUGGGUAUUAUGGCCAAAAAGUUCAACUUUGGUCUCAUCAGACCAGAACACAUUAUUCCACAUGUUUUUGGGAGAUUAGAUGAAUUUUCUAUUUAUUUAUUUAUUUAUUUUAAAAGGCUUCUGUCUUGCCACUCUACCCCAUAGUCCAGAGAUAUGAAGAAUUCGGGAGAUUUUUCUGACAUGUAGGGAGUAACCGAUACUUGCCAGAAAUUCUUUGAAUGUUGCUGUAGGCCUCUUGGCAGCCUCCCUGACCAGACCAGUUUUCACUUGAUCUUCUCAUCGAUUUUAGAGGGACGUCUUGUUCUUAGUAGUGUCACUGUCGUGCCAUGUAUACUCCACUUGUACAUUUUUGUCUUUACAGUUUUCCAUGGUAUAUCCACUGCCUUGGAAUUUUUCUGUGACCCUCUCCUGAUUGAUCCCAUACCUGCUUUCUAAGCUCUUAGCGGCCCAUGGCUUUUCCAGUUGGAUGUUACCAAGAAUAUGUCAGGAAAAUCCUAUAGGAACAGCUGUACUUUAUUUGGAGUUAAUCAGUCACUUUAAUUGAUGGCAGGUGUAUACUAAUUAGUAUUUAACAUGAGUUUGAAUUUGAUUGGUUGAUGCUGAACACUGCCUUAUUCCUAAUUAUGAAAGGGAUGUGCACACAUAUGCAAGCUGUGUAUUGGAAGAUUUUUCUUUGUCUUUUUUUUUUUCCCAAAAAAACCUUUCUGGGUGUUUGUCACUUGAUAUUUAUAUGUUACAAGUUCACAAUAAAGGUGAAAAAGGUUCUGACAUGAUUUAACUUAGUUUAACUUUUUUACAUCACAAAAACCUGCCAGGGGUGUUAUAGAGUUUUUAUAUCCAUUGUACAUAAAACAAUUUUAUUUUGUAGAAACAUUGCGCCGAUGCCAUUAUAGCUUGGUUUUGAGUCUGAACAUUUUCUGCACAGGAUAUCCAGGUUGAUUUUUAGGGCUAUUUUCACUACGAGAGCUGCAAUAUGUGCCUGCUGAUGUUUGUUGUGUCUCUACACACAUGACUCAGUUUGGGAAAGCUGUGCUUCAGGAGCCAUAUUAAGGGAUAUAUUAAGAGUCAUAUUAAGAGUAAGAAUUGCUCUUAAGUCUCACAGACACUUUAAUACUUACUGUAUAUGUGAAAUGAAUGAUUGAAUAUGCAGUGAUUUCUUUGCAUUACAUCAAAAUCAAUUCAUUCAUUUAUUUAACUUUUCUAAUACAGACAGGUGACAAAUGAACGGGAAAACAAGCGACUAUUAUGUUGUGGAGGCAUGUAUUUAUUUUGCUGGUAUAGUUUGUGUCCACUUGUCUACUUAAAAGGAAGACUCACUGCAAAUCAUUACAAUCAUUCUUCGGACUGAUCACCUUUAUUCUGUAAUACAACAUUUCUGUCCUGAUGGAAGAGGCCUUUAGGAAGAAUGAUGCUUAUUUCUCCAGUACUAUUCCUGAGACUUGCAGAAUGUGCACAGAGGUGCAGCUGCUUUGGCAGCUUGUGUUGGCCAAAACCUUACUAACACACUUUAUGUUGGUUUUUCUUUUAAUUUGUCACCUGUAUGUACCUCAAGGUGAUAUUCCUUUUUAUACAGUGCAAUUCAUUAUCCAAGAUUAUGACCAGAUUUCUCCAUAUGUUAUGUUUAAUCAAAACAUUCAUUAAGCAUUAUAUAAAAUGACAAUAAAGAAAAAAUGCAUCUGGUGAAACAAACUGUGCUAUCAAUUUUGGAAGAGGAUCUCAAACUUUGGUCUUUCAUAAGCUUUCUCUGGUACAAUAAACAAAAAAGACCAAAUUGUGGCCUUAGAAUUAUAUUAUUAUUAUUAUUAUUAUUAUUAUUAUUAUUACAUUCAUUCUUAACCCUGAUAAAAACCUCAUAAAACUAAGGUCACAAAUUUAGGCCACUAAAUCUAUUCAAUCAUAUGAAACUUGUCUAUACUACUAGCAUGUGCCAUCACUAAACUGUACAUUGCACUGGUUAAGACAACCAGCAUUGUCACAAAAC
Molecule: messenger RNA, 9307 nt
Organism: Ictalurus punctatus (channel catfish)
Lineage: Eukaryota; Metazoa; Chordata; Actinopteri; Siluriformes; Ictaluridae
Gene: scn12aa
Product: sodium channel, voltage gated, type XII, alpha a
Exons: 27
Coding region: 273-6056 (1927 amino acids)
Biological process (GO): sodium ion transmembrane transport; neuronal action potential; membrane depolarization during action potential
Cellular component (GO): axon; voltage-gated sodium channel complex; plasma membrane
Molecular function (GO): voltage-gated sodium channel activity; protein binding
Source: RefSeq, a predicted model, not a curated record